Molecule: messenger RNA, 207 nt
Organism: Hyaloperonospora brassicae
Lineage: Eukaryota; Oomycota; Peronosporomycetes; Peronosporales; Peronosporaceae
Source: the annotation of a GenBank genome assembly
AUGCUACGUCAUGUUCGCAACGUUGAUCGCAGCUUACAUGUGGACUCGUAUCCCAAACUCUACUAUCCCGAGCUGUAUCUGAUCGAGGGUGGCUACAAGCACUGUUUUGAGACACUGCGACACGAAAUCUGUGCACCUUUUGCAUUGUACGUGUCGAUGGCAGAUAAACGGUUCACUGAGAUGUGCCGCCGCGAAUUUGCCAUUUGA